CUAGAGCAGCACGGCCUUCUGGGAAAUGUAGUCCACUCUAAAGGCUGAGACACAUGGCGGAAGUGGCUGGAGAGAGGUUGUUCCGGAUCAUCUCAGUGCCCUACCCGACCUAACCGGGUGCUGCCCUGGUUGGUAUUCGCCGGUCCUCGGAGUUCAUAGCCCGUGGUUGAUAGUUCGUAGUUUAUACUUUUGAGUUCCGCACUUUUUCCAACGUGCCCAGAAGAGCAGAGAAGUAUGGCUAUUGUGGAUGUCAACACCGUGUUCAAGGGGCUGGUGGUGUUCAGGGAUGUGGCUGUGGAGUUCUGUAAGGAGGAGUGGGAGAGCCUGGGCCCUGAUCAGAGGUCUUUGUAUCGGGAUGUCAUGUUGGAGACCUACAGCAACUUUGUGUCGCUGGGACUUGCCAUUUCUAAGCCGUCAGUCAUUUCUCUAUUGGAGCAAGGCAAAGAACCCUGGAUGGUGGAGCGGGCAGGAUGGUACCCAGAUUUGCUGUCUGGAAGUGAAACUAAGAAUUUAUCUCUAGAGAGUGGCAUCUUUGGAAAGGAAUUGUUAAAAUGGAAAAUAAUAGAAAGAGUCAAUAAUUCUUGCCUUGAGGAAUCUUGUUUUGAAAAUGAUUGGAAAUGCAAGGGACUCCUUGAGACACAACCGCAAUCUACAGAGCAAUAUUUACAGGGAGUGACAGAUCCAUUGGAAGAGAUGUCAACAGAAUUCAUUCAACCUACACCUGUUGCUCUAAGCGAAAUGACUCACUCUGAAACGAAACACUAUGAACAGGAAGCAGGUGAAACCAUUACUCAGCCGGUAAGAAUUCCUACCAGUGACAAACUUAAUGAAAUGUAUGAGAACACCUUUAUCUAUUACACAGAUCAGAUGAAACAUCGACAGGAUUUUGCUGGCGAGAAAUGUGAUGAAUUGAAGGAAUGUAGCAGAGGAUUUGCGUAUGACUUCCAACUGGCUCCAUAUCAGAUCAAUAAGAAGCCCUAUCAGUGUGAGAUCUGUGGCAAGAUCUUUGAAAAGCAUGCCUAUCUUGUUCAGCACAAUCGCUUUCACACCGGUGAGAAGCCCUGUGAAUGCAAAGAGUGUGGCAAAGCCUUCACUAACUGCUCCCUGCUCGUCCAGCACCAGAGAGUUCACACCGACGAGAAGCCCUAUGAGUGCAAGCAUUGUGGGAAGGCCUUCCUCUACUUCUCUACUUUUUUUCAGCAUCAGAGAACACACACCAAUGAGAAGCCUUAUGAAUGUCACAAAUGUCAGAAGGCCUUUAACAAGAGUGCAAAUCUCACCAGACAUCAAAGAAUUCACAGUGGUGAGAAACCGUACGAGUGCAACUUAUGUGGGAAGACUUUUACUUGGGCUUCCAACUUGAACGACCACCAGAAGAUUCACACUGGCGAAAAACCUUACGAGUGUAACUAUUGUGAAAAGGCCUUUCUCUGCCAUUCAGCAUUCAUGAAACACUAUAGAACUCACACUAAUGAGAAGCCCUAUGAGUGCCAGGAGUGUAUGAAGGCCUUUAGACAGAAAGCACAUCUCAUUCAGCACCAGAGAGUUCAUACUGGCGAAAAACCUUACGAGUGUAAGGAAUGUGGGAAAUCCUUCGCGUGUCCUUCAUACUUUAAUAGACAUCAGAGAAUCCACACUGGGGAGAGGCCUUAUGAAUGUAAAGAGUGUGGAAAGGCUUUUAUUGACUGUAAAACUCUUAUUCUACACCAGAGGAUCCACACUGGAGAGAAGCCUUUUCAAUGCCAGCAGUGUAGCAAGGCCUUUCGGCAGAGAUCCCAUCUUACUCAACAUCAAAGAAUUCACACUGGUGAGAAGCCCUACGAAUGUAAGGAAUGUGGACAGGCGUUCAGAGUCCGCCAACAACUCACGUUCCACCAGAGAAUCCAUACCGGUGAGAAACCCUACCAAUGCAAAGAAUGUGGAAAAGCCUUCAGGCAGUGCGCCCACCUCAGUCGACAUCAGAGGGUUCACGCGUCUGACAAACUCUAUGAAUGCAAGAAGUGUGCAGAGAUCUUCACGUGUAGCUCAGACCUCCGAGGCCAUCAAAGAAGUCAUAUUGGUGAGAAACCACAUGAAUGUAAAGAGUGUGGGAAGGCCUUCAGGGUACGGGGACAGCUCAGUCUCCACCAGAGGAUCCACACGGGGGAGAAGCCCUAUGUGUGUAAGGAGUGCGGGAAGACCUUCAGGCAGUACGCGCACCUUACCCGGCAUCAGAGGCUCGACAACGCGGGCGCGUGCUACAAGUGUAAGGAGUGCGGCCAGGCUUUCCUGUGCAGCACCGGCCUUCGGCUGCAUCACAAACUGCACACGGGGGAGAAGCCCCACGGCUGCAAGGAGUGCGGGAAGGCCUUCCGCGUGCGGCAGCAGCUCACCCUGCACGAGCGGAUCCACACGGGCGAGAAGCCCUUUGACUGCAAGGACUGCGGGAAGACGUUCAGUCGCGGCUAUCAUCUAACGCUCCACCAGAGAAUCCACACCGGUGAGAAACCGUACGAGUGUAAGGCGUGUCAGAAGUCCUUCCGCCGUUACUCGGAGCUCAUUUCCCACCAAGGUAUUCACGUCGGGGAUAAGCCGUAUGACUGCAAGGAAUGUGGGAAGGCCUUUAGGCUGUUCUCACAGCUGACUCAACACCGGAGUAUCCAUUUUGGCGAGAAGCCCUAUAAAUGUUUGGAAUGUGAGAAAACGUUCAGACUGCUCUCACAGCUCACUCAGCAUCAGAGCAUCCAUACGGGUGAGAAACCCUACGACUGCAAGGAGUGUGGGAAGGCCUUUCGGCUCCAUUCAUCACUUAUUCAGCAUCAGAGAAUCCACUCUGGCGAGAAGCCUUACAAAUGUACGGAGUGUACGAAGGCCUUUAGACAACACUCACACCUCACCUACCACCAGCGAAUUCACAAGAAUCCUAAAGGAGCCUUUUAAGGACUCUUCCAUUGCAAAUACGUUAAGGAGCAUUAGAAAAUUCUACAAGAAAAAGGCUUUAAUCCUUUCUUUUUUUUUUUUUUUUGUUUUGUACUCAGAAGUAUCGACAUGAAAGGUUUCAGUCAGAGGGAAAAGUGUUAAACUUUAGGAGGUUCGCUCUGGAGUGGAAUUUCACUGAAGGUAUUCUAGCUAUACGCAUAGCCCGGGCACCCACUCGUUUUGAAAAUUAACAAAUAAAAAGAACUGUCUGUAUAAGCU
Phodopus roborovskii (desert hamster) is the source of this 3177-nucleotide messenger RNA. RefSeq names its product zinc finger protein 420. The transcript has 6 exons. The record is from RefSeq and is a predicted model, not a curated record. Gene Ontology annotation, molecular function: DNA-binding transcription repressor activity, RNA polymerase II-specific. Gene Ontology annotation, biological process: negative regulation of transcription by RNA polymerase II. Lineage: Eukaryota; Metazoa; Chordata; Mammalia; Rodentia; Cricetidae. Bases 235 to 2919 code for a protein of 894 amino acids.